AUGUCCCAGCUUGCAACGCGAGAAGGUCGAGGCAUACAAAUCCAACCAUUUAUUGACGCUGUUGCGUCAGAGCCAAAUAUUCCUCAUCCUGAUCCUGUCUGGGGAUACGCACAUGGGCCAAUCGAAAACAACAACCCAGGCUGGCUUCCACCAGAGGCCCGUGUCCCACGACAACCUCGAGCUGGCCCUUACCAGAUCAAAGCCAAGGACAUCAGCAAUGACCCUGCUCAUCCAACAAGAGCACCCCCCAAUCCAAGGGUCACCAUCAGCAAAGAGAAUACUGGGGUCUGUGAUAUCAUUCGAUAUGGACAGACAAUAUGCGGGCAGGUGUUUGAGGAUCAAGGUGCCUUCCGUCGGCAUAUACGCCAGGAACAUGCAGGUGCAGCCUUGAUGCCUACCAAGAAGGCAAAGGACAUCGAUGAGAUAACCGCUGGACGCAACGCGAUCAUGCGAUGGGUGAUCACGGGUGGCUGGCGCGACGCUGUUUAUGUCUUUGAGCCUGGUCGAGGGCCUGACACAAAUCUGAUUGGACACUUCUGUGAUGGACUUGAGCGGAUCGCGGAAGCCGUUUCCAUCGAUACCAGGUCCCUCCUACCCCCCACACAACACAUACCGCACGCCGGCAUGGCCUUGCUCCACCUGUACCAGCGAUACCCUUUACCCUGGGCCAAUACAACCAGGUGCGACGAGGACUACCAGGCCCUCCAGCACCAGGCCCUCCAGCACCAGCAGUCGAACCUCUUUUUCCUGAGAGCUACUCUAGCAAAGAGAGCUGCUGAUGCUGAGAGUGCUGCUCGGAUUGCAAGGGAACAAGCUCGGGCGGCUAUUAAUACUGCUGCCGAUCAAAGGGCUGCUGUUACUGAUGCUGAACGGGUUGAGGCGGCUCAGGCGAGAGACGCCCAAAUGGCUAUUUUGGUUCAGCAAAGGAUCACACGGGAUUCCCGUGUAAUAAAAAGUAUGAUGGAGUGGUUGAAGGCUGCUGAAUUCGCUGAAGAGCGUGACAAACUUGCUGCAACUGCUGCUGCUGAAGCUAUCACUGCUCGGGCUACCACUACGGCUAAUCCUGCGGAUGUAAAUGCCCAGUCAGCCUCGGCAAUUGCGGAUACAAAUGCAGCAGAUCUACAAGCCACGGCUACUCGAGAACGACUGGUUGCUACAACCAGGCAUACUACUAUGCUAGAGCUUCUUACUAAAAGGAGGAAUCUUAUUUACACCUAUUCUGAACUCCGGGCUCGCUUCCAUCCUACGGGAUACCGCAAUGGUCUUACAUUACACCAACUCCGUCAGCUAUUGGCCAGAGAUUUACACAUUGUCCGAAGCUCAAUGGAUGAGCGUGAUCGUAAUCGCUUGAAUUAUCUUCUGAUGACUAUUGACCAGCUCAUGCGUCCUUUCAAUGGUCUUACUUUGGAUGACAUCCUAAAUCUAUCUACUACGAGUCUGGAGUACCGUAACUGGAGAGCAGAAUUACUUACUAUGGUGGAUGAUGAUGCACGAUUUCGUUAUGUUGUUACCUCAGAAGAUCUUCCUGCCGAAUUUUUCGAUGAGUUUUUGAACUAUGAUAUGGUAAACAUGUCCGAAGAGUUACCUCCGAGUACUCCAUCUCCAGAGGCCACGGUUCUUCAUAUCCCAAGAUAA
Molecule: messenger RNA, 1635 nt
Organism: Penicillium verhagenii
Lineage: Eukaryota; Fungi; Ascomycota; Eurotiomycetes; Eurotiales; Aspergillaceae
Exons: 6
Coding region: 1-1635 (544 amino acids)
Source: RefSeq, a predicted model, not a curated record